This is a messenger RNA of Dichomitus squalens LYAD-421 SS1, 822 nucleotides long. Its product is annotated as Fcf1-domain-containing protein. The coding region runs from base 16 to 555 and encodes 179 amino acids. Lineage: Eukaryota; Fungi; Basidiomycota; Agaricomycetes; Polyporales; Polyporaceae. The transcript is spliced from 6 exons. The record is from RefSeq and is a predicted model, not a curated record. Gene Ontology annotation, cellular component: small-subunit processome; nucleolus.
GCCGCUGUGAAGCGGAUGCUCAACCCGAAGGACAUUCGGUUGAAGGAAAAUCAGCUCAAAAAAAAGCAGAAAGAGGAGGCUGAGAAGGAGAGGCUGGUUAAGCGAGCUCCCCAGGUCGCAUCUUCUCUCUUCCUCCAACACAACACUGCCCUCGUGCCCCCAUACAGAGUCCUCAUCGAUACCAACUUCAUCAAUUUCAGUCUGCAAAACAAGUUGGAGCUCAUUAGCGGCAUGAUGGACUGCCUGUACGCCAAAUGCAUACCAUGCGUGACAGACUGCGUGAUGGCGGAACUGGAGAAGCUCGGGCACCGCUACCGUGUCGCGCUCAGAGUUGCGCGAGAUCCGCGGUUCGAGCGGCUGACGUGCUCGCACUCGGGCACAUAUGCGGAUGACUGCCUCGUCCAACGCGUGACCUCCCACAAGUGUUAUAUUGUGGCAACGUGCGAUCGCGAGCUGCGCCAACGGAUACGUAAAAUACCUGGCGUGCCACUCAUGUAUAUCGUGCGGCGGCGGUAUGCCAUCGAACGGCUGCCGGAUCAGGGUGCUCCCGUAUGAAGCUGUUGUCGCCGCCUUUCUGGUCUUCUCGCAUCUCGUCGCUUCCGGUCAGUAGGAUAGCCAUUGUAUCGUAGUCUCCAUAUGCUCGGUAUCACCACCCUUCUCGCGGCUGGACAUUCAAGACGUCCGCUACCGAUUUAUCAUUAUCCCCGCGCGCCAUUGCGCCACUUUUUCGACGUAGGAAUGAGCUGAUCCGUUAGCAAGACGUCCAUAUACCGGCUCCGUCCCAAGUUUCUGUGCGCUCGAUAUGGCGCGAUUUAAGUCGAG